AUGUUAAAUCUUUCAGACACCAACUUAUCAGGAGAAAUCCCCGACUUAAUCGGCCAUCUCAAGUCUUUGAUUAGCUUGGAUCUCUCACACACCAACUUAUCAGGAGAAAUACCCGACUCAAUCGGCCAUCUCCAGUCUUUGAUUCAAUUGGGUCUCUCAGACACCAACUUAUCAGGAGAAAUCCCCGACUCAAUCGGCCAUCUCAAGUCUUUGAAUUUAUUGGAUCUCUCGAACGCCAACUUAUCAGGAGAAAUACCUGACUCAAUUGGUCAUCUCAAGUUUUUGGAUUACUUGGAUUUGCAUUCCAACCGUAUUCAAGGGUCAUUCCCUCCAUCAAUUUGCAACACGAGUUAUCUAUCGUAUUUGGAUAUGUCCAAUAAUAAAUUUGAUGGAGAGAUUCCACAAUGCUUAGGUAAUAUGAGUUGGAGCCUAGCGAUGGUAGACCUGGGAAACAAUAAUUUUCAUGGCACCAUUCCAAAUACAUGGGAUGAUUGUGGUAAAUUAGAAGGACUUAUUUUGAAUGGAAACUCAUUAGAAGGAGAGGUGCCAAAUGGGUUGUCUGAAUGUAAAUCCUUGAAAGUGCUUGAUUUGGGAAACAACCACUUAACUGGUACAUUCCCUCACUGGUCAGCUAAUCUUCAACAUCUCCAGGUUCUUGUUCUCAAAUCCAACAAGUUGCAUGGUCCCAUAGAAACCUCAUCAGUCAUUAAACACCCAUUUUUGAGUCUCAAAGUGCUCGACUUAUCUCAAAACAAGUUCGUUGGCCAUCUCCCUGGAAAUUAUUUUCAAAAUUUUGACGUGAUGAAGAACAGGGGGGUUAAGAACCGCACAAAACCGGAAUAUUUGGACAUUGGCAAGUUGUACUCUAUCACUGUUGCGGUGAAAGGUUCGGAACUUUCAUUUACAAAAAUUUCGGUUGACUACACAAUUGUUGAUCUAUCCAAUAACAUAUUUGAAGGAGAGAUUCCAAACGCUAUUGGUAGUCUUAUCUCUUUGAUAGUGCUCAACUUAUCCCACAACAACAUCAACGGUCGAAUCCCAUAUGCUCUAGGAAAUCUCAUAGAGAUCGAGUCGUUAGACCUAUCAUGUAACCAACUAAAAGGAGAGAUCCCUCAAAGUCUUGCCUUUAUCACGGAUCUUGAAGUCUUAAAUCUCUCGCAAAACCAUCUUGUGGGUCGCAUUCCUGAUGGAACACAGUUCAGGACAUUUGAAGCAACCUUAUUCGAUGGGAAUCCGGGACUAUGUGGGUUUCCGCUGCCCAAACAGUGUGAACAUCUGAGUGCCCCACAGCUUGAAAUCGAUGAAGACGAGGAGAGUGGAUUUACAUGGAAAGUGGUGAUGUUGGGAUAUGGAUGUGGAACCUUACUUGGAUUGGGGAUGGGAUAUAUGAUGUUGUCAACGGGAAGACCAAAGUGGUUCAAUGCAAUUGCUGAUGAAAUAGAGCAUAUGAUCAUGCAGAGACGGAAGAAGAGAAGACAUGUUUAUAUCGGAAAAUGAAAUCAAUUCCUUAACUAACUGGUAGUGUGAUGAAGUUUGAGAUGUUUUGAAUUAUGCAAGUUCAGAGCAUGAUUUGAAAUAUGAUGGAGCCAGAUUGGACAUGGUCUUAGAGUCGUGCAAUUUCUUUUGUUGUUUUCUGCAUCUUUACCUUUUUCCACUUUCUUGAUUUUUGUAGACAUGUGUUUUACUUGAUUUGAAAACUUCUUGUGAAAUACAUAAGCAUCAUCAUAGAAACAGGUUUUGUUCC
Messenger RNA from Cynara cardunculus var. scolymus (artichoke), 1744 nucleotides. Its product is annotated as receptor-like protein 9DC3. Gene Ontology annotation, molecular function: protein binding. The record is from RefSeq and is a predicted model, not a curated record. The transcript is spliced from 2 exons. The coding region runs from base 1 to 1497 and encodes 498 amino acids. NCBI's taxonomy places the organism in Eukaryota, Viridiplantae, Streptophyta, Magnoliopsida, Asterales, Asteraceae.